AAGACAUUCAUUCUAUUUAUUCAACAAUAGUUACUACAUUCCUCAGAAAAUUAGAAUUAAAUAACAAAUUAUGACUAAUAUGAUAAAACGUGGUGCAUUUAUAGUAUUUGAAGGCUGUGAUCGCAGUGGAAAAUCCACACAAUCCCGUCUAUUAGUAGAGCAUUUACAAAAGACAGCUGUACCGGUAAAACACAUGGUAUUCCCAGAACGUUCAUCCAACAUUGGACAACUUAUUAAUGGCUAUCUGACCAAUAAACAAGAUUUAAACGACGAAACAAUACAUCUGCUCUUUGCAGCCAACAGAUGGGAGCACACAAAUGAAAUAUUAAAUUUACUCAAGUCCGGCACUACACUGGUGGUCGAUCGCUAUUCCUAUUCGGGCGUUGUGUACAGUGCUGCUAAGGGUAUGUCUUUGAAAUGGUGUAUGAGUCCGGAAAAUGGUCUACCACGGCCAGACAUUGUGUUCUAUUUAAAAGCUGAAGCAGAUGCUUUAUUGGAUCGCGGUAAUUAUGGUGAGGAACGUUAUGAGAAAAAAGAAUUCCAAAUGAAAGUUGCCAAAAUAUACGAGGAAAUUUACGAAAAGGAAAAAGACUAUUGGCAUCAAGUCGAUGCUAAGCAAAAUCCAAGCGAUAUACAUGAACAAAUUAAGGAAAAAUUUGCAGAUAUUUUAAAGAACGUUGAGACAAAUGAAAUUAGCCAAAUAAAGUGGUAAAUAGUGGGUUCAAAUGUAUUAAAAAUAUAUGUUAAUUAUUGUUAAGUUAAAAAUAUGCUAUUAAUUACAUAUCUGCAAAAAUUAUAUUUAACAUACAAUUGUAAUUAAAUACCAAGCAAUUAAUUAUUAAGUACCUAUACAAUUAAAUGAAACAUUUUAAAGAAUUUCCAA
Messenger RNA from Calliphora vicina (urban bluebottle blowfly), 883 nucleotides. Its product is annotated as thymidylate kinase. The coding region runs from base 71 to 712 and encodes 213 amino acids. NCBI's taxonomy places the organism in Eukaryota, Metazoa, Arthropoda, Insecta, Diptera, Calliphoridae. Gene Ontology annotation, cellular component: nucleus; mitochondrion; cytoplasm. Gene Ontology annotation, molecular function: dTMP kinase activity; nucleoside diphosphate kinase activity; ATP binding. The transcript has a single exon. Gene Ontology annotation, biological process: dTTP biosynthetic process; dTDP biosynthetic process; dUDP biosynthetic process. The record is from RefSeq and is a predicted model, not a curated record.